AGUGGGUAUGUUGGUGGGGGGCGGCCAAACUUCCUGUCCCGCUCUGGAGCUGCUUCCGGCGGGAGCCGGAAGACGCCGAGUGUGGACGGAAUUCGGGACUGACUGACGGACGGCGGCCAGCUGCCCUAGACUGGAAGGUUAAAUUGAUUACCAACCUAGUUCAGCGUCUUACAGGAAGUGUUCUGUUUUUUAAAGGGAUGUGAAUGUAACAGGAAGGUGUCAUUGGCUGAAUUAGAUGUGACCCUGUCCCCCCGAACAGCUACAGGAUUUCAGAAGCUGAAUCAAUGUUAUCAGAUGAGUUAGAAUCCAAACCAGAGCUCCUGGUUCAGUUUGUUCAGAAUACCUCCAUCCCCCUGGGACAAGGGCUAGUAGAAUCAGAAGCUAAAGACAUUACUUGCUUAUCCCUCCUUCCAGUGACCGAGGCCUCAGAAUGCAGUCGACUAAUGUUACCAGAUGAAACUGCAAAUCAUGCUAAUUCCUCCAAGGAGGUCCCUUCUUCAGCUGUUUUGAGGAGCCUUCAGGUGAAUGUGGGCCCAGACGGAGAAGAGACAAGGGCUCAGACUGUACAGAAGUCCCCAGAGUUCCUGUCCACACCAGAGUCGCCUAGUUUGUUGCAAGAUCUACAGCCAAGUGAUAGCACUUCGUUCAUCCUUCUGAACCUAACAAGAGCAGGUCUGGGCUCUUCAGCUGAGCACUUUGUGUUUGUACAGGAUGAGGCCGAGGACUCGGGGGCUGACUUCCUCUCUGCUGAGAGCACAGACAGUAAUAUCCCAUGGUUCCUCCGGGUUCAGGAACUGGCCCACGACAGUUUGAUCGCAGCUACUCGUGCACAGCUAGCAAAGAAUGCAAAAACUGGCAGCAAUGGAGAAAAUGUCCACCUUGGUUCUGGCGAUGGGCAACUCAAAGACUCUGGGCCCCUUCCUCAAGUGGAAAAGAAGCUCAAGUGCACGGUUGAAGGCUGUGAUCGGACAUUUGUGUGGCCAGCUCACUUCAAGUACCACCUUAAAACUCAUCGAAAUGAGCGCUCCUUCAUCUGCCCUGCAGAGGGUUGUGGGAAGAGCUUCUAUGUGCUGCAGCGGCUGAAGGUGCACAUGAGGACACACAACGGGGAGAAACCCUUUAUGUGCCAUGAGUCUGGGUGUGGUAAGCAGUUCACUACGGCUGGAAACCUGAAGAACCACCGACGCAUCCACACAGGAGAGAAGCCUUUCCUUUGUGAAGCCCAGGGAUGUGGCCGCUCCUUUGCUGAGUAUUCAAGCCUUCGAAAACAUCUGGUGGUUCACUCAGGAGAGAAACCUCAUCAGUGCCAAGUCUGUGGGAAGACCUUCUCUCAGAGUGGAAGUAGAAACGUGCACAUGAGAAAGCACCACUUGCAGCUGGGGACAACUGGGAGUCAAGAACAGGAUCAGACUGCUGAGCCACUAAUGGGCAGUAGUUUGCUUGAAGAAGCUUCAGUUCCCAAUAAAACCCUGGUGUCUAUGAAUCCCCAGUCCAGCCUUGGUGGAGAGACCUUGAAUCUACCAAAUACCAAUUCUAUCCUUGGAGUUGAUGAUGAGGUGCUUACUGAAAGAUCCUCACGGCCCCUGUCUUCAGUGCCUGAUGUGACACAUCACUUGGUGACCAUGCAGUCAGGAAGGCAGUCCUAUGAAGUUUCUGUCUUAACUGCAGUAAAUCCGCAGGAGGUAAAGCUGUUUCCUGCCCUUACUCUGUCUCUGUGCUUAGUUCAGCAUCUUCUGGAGGCUGAAUGUCACCCUGUGAGCUGGGUACACAGAACAAAAUACUCACAUACACUCCACACACCAAUAUACAUAAAUACAUUAAAUACUAUGGUUAGAUGGAGUGAUGGCUCAGCGGAUCAAGCUCUCGCCAGGCAAACCUGAAAUCAUUAUUCAGAUCCCACACACCAAUGGAAAUACUGGAUAGCUGUGUCAGGCUCGUGUCUGUCCAGCUUUCACUGUGCACACUGGCCUCCAUACAGAUAUGUGGAUACAUGUUCCUGUACACACACACAACAUCUUUUUUAAUGUUUCACUGUUUUCGGUUUAUUUUUUCACCCACUGUUUGUGCCAGAAUACUUUAAAGCAUUAUAGACCUAUCUGUAAUUUUUUAGGGUAUACUUCUGGAAAGAUAAGAAUGUAAGAAAUAACCAUGUUUCCAUACUCAGCAAAUUUAGUAGUAAAUUUUUAUCCUCCAAAAUUUAGUUUCUGUCUUUUAUCUCCUCAAAAAUGUCUUUGGUUGUCUAACUUGAAUCAGAAUUGAAACAAGGCCCACGCAUUGCAUUUGGUUAGUACACUGAUGUGUUCCUUUGCUGCUGUGGUUUAAACACCAUGGCCAAAAGCAUUUGAGGAGGAAACGGUUUAUUAUAACUGAUAGGUCCAUGAUAGAGGAAAGCCAGAGCAGGAACCUAGACUCUGGAACCGAAGCGCUGAGAGAGCAUGGAGGAAUGUUGCUUACUGGCAUGCUCUGCCUGUUUUCUGGUGGGCUGGAGAGAUGCUCAUUUGGUCGAUCGCUGCCCAUAAGCAUGGGAAGCUCAGCUGGUUCACCCCUGUAAAACAGCAGGCACGGCUCACUCGUGGUCUAUAAUCCCAGCACUGGGGAGUUUAAAAGAGUGCUGUGCUUGACAGCAUGUGCAUUGUAGGUCUGCGCUGGGGAAGUAGAGAGAGGAGUAGUAAGUGAUAGACACUGGCCAACUAACCAGCAAAAUCUGAGUUUCAGACCACCGAGAGCUCUUGUUUCAAAAACAUCUGGAUCUCCUUCAUACACAUAUACAAGACGGAAACAGAUUUCAUCAGUUAUUACUCAGAACCUCUGAACAGCAGAGUGAAGUAUCAGGGUUUGCUGCCGCCCCCAGGAGUCCUUCAGACUUGACCCUGGAGCACUCAGGAGUAGGUUCCCGCUUCAGGACUUGUAACAGACGCAGCUCCUUUUCCUGCUGUCUGUACUUUGGACUAACCGUGUAACGGUUUAGUUCAACACUGUUGGUGCCUUCUGUUGGUUCUUCUGUCACUGACUGGCGGGUACGAGCACAGUCACUGAGCAUAUAAAUUCAGGUUAUUUUAUUGCCAUAUUAAUGUGGUGGUGCACGCCAUUAAUCCCAACACUCAGGAAGCAGAGGCAGAGGGAUCACUUGAGUUCAAGACCAGCCUGGUCUUCAUAGUGAGUUCCAGGACACAGAGACCCUAUCUCAUAAAACAACAAUAAUAAAAGCAAGCUUUGGGGGCUGGGAAGAUGGCUCAGUGGUUAAGGUAAGAGCACUGGCUGCUCUUCCAGAGGACAUAAGUUUAAUUCCCAGCACCCAUGUUGCUUCUGUAAUUCAUCUGUAACCUAGUGUCUAUUCAUUUUCAAUUUUAUAGUUACUAAACCAAGGAGAUUUAACUGACAGACAGACAUGAGUUUGCUGACUCCUGGAGGAGCUGUUCUGUCUGAUCCCAGAGUGCAUGAUGGGAACAGAUCCAAAAGGCUCAAUUAUCUGCCAGAACCAAAAUGAGUCUGCAGGACCAAGACCUCGCCUUGCCUCUGUUCAUCUUUCCUGGCAGAGAAGAGGGAUGUCUGAGGGCUUCUCUUCACCCUCCAGCGGAUGCAGUCCAAGAGUGAAGCCAUGACUGUGGGCUGGACACCUGUAGCUGCCUCUCAGUGCAACGUUUGAGGGUAGACUUCCCAAGAGCGAGUUUAAUUAUGUGUUGGCUGAAGAUUUUCAUUGUGACUGUCGAGGUUUUCCUUUGAAGAGUUUUCAUCCUAGACCCAGCUAUCUUUUCAUAUGGUUGAAUUAUGUCCUGCUUCCAACCACAGAACUUUACCAGAACACUGAGUUUUCAAGAUGCCUUGUUGCUUUGAAGAAGGGAGGGAUGCCAGUUACAUUGUGGCAAUGUGUUCUCCCUUUAGCAACCUGAGUAAAAGACUCAGCCGUUGGGCUGUAAAAAUUAAAUUACUUGAAUCUCCCCUUGGCCCAGGCUGAGGUACCAACAUACCCCGUACACUUUGACUUGGUCAUUUUUUGUUUUGUUUAUGGGACUUAAACUAGCAUGUUAUCAGGGGGUUUUGGUUUUGUUUUUUUGGUUUUUUUUUGUUGUUGUUGUUUUUGUUUUUUUUUUUUUAAGUUAAAAACCACAUGAUUUAGAGGGGCUUUUUUUCCUUUUAAAUAAACAAAACAACCCAGUCA
Rattus norvegicus (Norway rat) is the source of this 4159-nucleotide messenger RNA. Lineage: Eukaryota; Metazoa; Chordata; Mammalia; Rodentia; Muridae. The record is from RefSeq and is a predicted model, not a curated record.